This is a messenger RNA of Cuculus canorus (common cuckoo), 4807 nucleotides long. It is a transcript of the gene BLVRA, whose product is annotated as biliverdin reductase A. Gene Ontology annotation, cellular component: cytoplasm. Bases 2407 to 3297 code for a protein of 296 amino acids. The transcript is spliced from 7 exons. Gene Ontology annotation, molecular function: zinc ion binding; nucleotide binding; biliverdin reductase [NAD(P)H] activity. Gene Ontology annotation, biological process: heme catabolic process. The record is from RefSeq and is a predicted model, not a curated record. Lineage: Eukaryota; Metazoa; Chordata; Aves; Cuculiformes; Cuculidae.
CUUCUCUUCAGUACUGUUAAAUGUCUUUAUUGAGCACCUGGAUGGUAAGAUGAAGAGCAGCUUUGGCAUGUCUGUGGAUGAAAUUAAAUUGUGGGGGUAGCCAGUGUACCAGAGGGAAUGGGGCAUGCUGGAGAAAUAGCAGGCGAACAUCUUGGAAGUUCAGCAAAGGCAAAUGUAGAGUCCCUUGUCCAGGGCAGAAUAACCCUGUGUACCCAUGUGGGUUGGGAACGGACUCGCUGGAAAGUCAGAAAGUGCCCUGUGGACGCUGCUGAACAAGUUGAACCUCAGGUCACAGCAUGCUCUUCUGGCAAAGGCCAACUAUGAAGCCAACAGGACCUCCCUACACCUGCAGUGCUGUGUCCAGUGUUGUGUACAUUGGUAUGAGAAAUAAGCUAAAUACAGGGAAGGGUCUGGUGGAGAGCCACCAAGACAGGGGCUGGAUCAGCAUAUGGCGUAUGAAUGAGGAGAGGCUUAGAGAACUGGGUUUGUCAAGCCUCCGGAAAAGAAGAGUAAAGGAGGGUGUUCUUGCUGCCUACAGCUUUCUGGUGGAAGGAUGUAGCAGAGCUGGAGCCAUGCUAUUCUGGGAGGUGUGCAGUGAAAUCUGAGUAAAUACUGAGAAGAAACUCUUGCUGUUUCUGAAACUGGGGAAGUUUUUGAAAGGAGAGGCAAAAAUGUUGAUGUUCAGCAACCUGAGCAUCUGCUGAGAGAUUUCUUUCAAAUCUUGAGGGCAAUCAAGCAGUGCAGCAGGGACCUAUGAAGCUUGCUGGAUUUCCAUCCAUGAGAACAGUCAGAACUCAAUGUGGCCCUGGUGUGGCUGAGUGGGGUUUGGAUCGGGUGACAUCUCAAACAUAUGACCGAGAUAAUUCUGCAAGUCUCAAUUUCUUUGGCCAUACAGAAAAGCAAGUGUAACUAAGAGCCCAGACCAGAAUUUUGCCUGUGGGCGGAACUGAAAAUGGGUUGUGUGAUUAUGUCACACAUCUUUCUAUCCCCCUCUCUCAGCCCUAUACAUUUCUCUUUCCUGGUGAGCAGUGUCAUCACAUUAUACCUCAAAUAAUUGGUAAUCGCAUGUCACUGUAAUCCCUCUGGAGAGCUCUUCCAUUAUCACUCAUUUCUUCUUUUAUCUUAAACAUGCUGCUGUGUGUUUUACCCUUGUAGCCCUCUUCCAUGUAUGAAGUAAGCAGACAGCAUUGACAGGAAUAUAUACCUAGGCAGGAGCUUAUAGAAAAGCAAAAUUCAGACAUGACGUGAUUGGAGAGGGUCUUUUUUGACUUUUAUUUUCCCCUUUGUGCCAGUUGAUGUAGUUCGUUAGCAGCUGUUAACCUCUAGCACUGUAAGAACAGUCACUUAUGGCUGUGCUGCUGCACCGUGAUCCUGCCAAACAAGAGUCACAAGAAGGAGUGAAAUGAGAUUGUCCGUCUCUCCAUUUAAAUCUUGGGAAGAUUUGAAGGGCUGCAGAAAGGUAGUGCAAGUGAUCAAAAGAGUUCUCUCAGGUGAAAGGAGUGGUAGUGGCACGAAGGAGAACACUGAAAUAGAGGAAACAGAAUUUGGAGACAUGGGGCUAUAGGAUAGAAGGAACAAAAAUCACCAAGGAGCUGACUUGGCUUGAGUUUAGGCCAUUUUUUCUAUAAAUGUUAAAACUACUUUACAAAGUGUUCCUAGACCUCAGGGUGAUGCAAUAGCGCAGGUUUGAAAGCUUACAUCAGGUGCCCGGUGCUUGCGCAAAUCUAUGGCAAAUCAUAAAACCAGCAGAAGAAUUUAUUAGCAGUGGCCCAGCAUUGUGGCCAGUGAGUGCAGUGCCUGGCUCAUCCUUCGUAUGAUGCAAUCGCAGUAGGAAUGUGCUUGUGGGAGGUAUAAAUCUUGAGGGCAUGCCUGCUUGUCAUUAAAGAGAUGGCAGAGCUUUCUUCAUGCAUGGAAAUGUCAAGCAAGCAUCUUGACCAAAUUAUCAGAUGGUCGGUUGCAUCCUGACAUUGUAGGACUUGCCAGCAGUUACAUGAGGGAAGAAAAGAUGCUCUUUGCUUCCUGUUCCAAAGUAUUCCAGCUGUGCUGCUGUGCCCUGUGACUGUCCAUGUGGCAGCUCAGAGCAGGGUGUGCUGCAGACACUCGGGAAGUCAGCGGGGUUUAUAUAAAGCCCUGCUGGGUUUGCAGAACAUUUUGGCUCCUUUCCAGCAUGGAAGCAGUGAUAUAAAUAGAAGAAUGUCUCACUUUUGAAAUCUCUCUUGUAUUCACGGAAAGGAAGAACUUUGUGCCAGAGCUGUGAUAUAAUAGCUGUUAAAUACAAGUCUUAAGACCAGUCCUGUGAUGGGCUGAAGCACUUGACUGUGUUUCAAUGGGCUGCAAGUGAGCUCAGUAGCCUAUAGCAUCUCAUCUCUGUUAGCUGGCUGCUGACAUCUGGCUAAGAUUAACAAAAUGUUUGGGACCGUGGUGGUUGGAGUUGGAAUUGCUGGCUUAGCACGGAUCCGAGACUUGAUGAAUCCAAUGCCUUCCAGCCCUUCUGAGCACCUGAAACUCCUUGGAUUUGUAUCCAGGAGAAGUUUUGGCAAUAUUAAUGAGGCUAAGCAGAUUAGCCUGGAAGAUGCCCUAAGAAGCAAAGAGAUCCACGCAGCUUUCAUCAGCACAGAGAACAGAAGCCAUGAAGAGACCAUCAGAAUGUUUUUAGAAGCUGGGAAGCAUGUCCUUGUUGAGUACCCCAUGGCUUUGUCUGCUAAGGCUGCCCAUGAGCUCUGGGAGAUGGCUGAACGGAAAGGUAAAGUACUCCAUGUGGAGCACAUUGAGCUUCUGAUGGAAGAGUACAAGCAGCUGAAAAAAGAGAUUGCUGGGAAAGACCUGGUGAAGGGAACAUUGCAUUUCACAGGUAGCAUCCUUGAUGAAAACAAAGCAGGAUUCCCAGCUUUCAGUGGAAUUGCCCGACUGACUUGGCUGAUUGACCUCUUUGGAGACCUCACUGUUACAUCUGCUACCAGAGUAAAGCAGGAGGAUAAGAAUUAUUCCAGAAUGACUGUUCAUUUUCAGACAACAAACAAGAAACCUCUGACUUGGAUUGAAGAAAGGGGACCAGGGAUGAGACGUGAAAAGAAAAUCAACUUCUGUUUCACAACUGGUUGCCUGGAGGACUUCCCUCAAGCCCCAAGGUCUACUGUGGGCCUUUUCAUGCAGGAUCAGAACCUCUUUGCCAAAAAACUGCUGGACCAGGUAUCCAAGGAGGAGCUGGCUGCUGAGAAAUGGCGAAUUUUGAGGUGUCUUGACCUUGCCGAAGUGAUCCAACAGCACUGUGAACAGCCAGAGAAAAUCUGUUCCUGAGUCUGCUCUUAAGAAAGGAAGAACACGUCAGACGGGAAAAUUGUAGGCCUAGAGCUCACUGUUGCUAUCAAGCAGUUUCUAUUCCUGUUUCAUUGCCUUCUUUUUGAUUAGUUGUGAUUCCUAGGCUCUCCAGGUAGGCUGGAGAGCCUGGGCAAUACCCUGUGCCUUCUGGUUUGCACCAGAACAAAGCAGCAUUACCCUGUUCUGAUGCAUUGCUGUUCUUCCAGGCAGAUAGGAACGUAAUAGCAACAAGCUUUAUUGUGUUUCAGUUGGAAAUGUCCCUGAGAGCAGAUCCUGGAAGACUGCAAAUAUUAGAUAUGAUUUUCCUUCCUGAGGUUUCCCCGCCCCCCCCCCCCCCAUCCCCCGAGUAGGUAUGCCUGAAAACGAGAUGUAUCAUUUAGUAGUAUUCACAUAAUAUUACCUACAAAGAAGUAUUAACUAGAAUGAAGUUCCAGGUGAGUUUUCCACCUUCACUUGAUCUGCAGAAUUUGUGCCACCACAGUCCUGAUCGCUUCUUCCAGAUGUCCUGAGUUGUUCUGUAUUUUGCUGUAAUUAGUUGUUGAAACACUGUGUAUUUUUUCCCAAAUCAGUCACAUUGUAGGAGAAAGUGGAGCUUGAUAUGGGAAUGAAUUCUGCAUGUGAAAAUUGUUUAAAUUUACUCUAUUAAAACCUAUUAAAAAGUGAAAACUCUCCUAUUGACUUCAAUGAAUUGGAAUCCCAUGUCAAUUGGCAGCAGAUCUGUGCAGGCAGAUCAUGCCCUUGUCCACCCAAGUGGACACCUUACUGAACACUUACAGGGACGUACGACAACUUUACCAUUGCCUGUGCAGGUCUGAAUACUGUAUGAGAGGAAAAAGUGGGUUUGUGGCAAAAUGCAAGAAGUCCAUCUGGGACUGGAAUGAAAUUAGAAUCUGCUGUGAUAUCCAUCUGCUAUAUAUGACAGCCCAUGAGAGGUUCUGUUUCUUGACAAAAUCGUCAGCUGUGAGUAUGGGAUGAACACCACUUGUUUACACACUAAUUCACAAUGGGUAGCUGGGGAGGGAGGGCAAGGGAAGGGAGAUUCAUGCUUUCCCUCUAUAAGAAUCAAAAUUAGCCACCGUUGUCUCCCUGGGUGCACUCUGCAGUUGCUGGUGAGAGCAAUAUUCCUCUCAGAAAUGGGGAAUAAAUUCACAGGAGCUCUGUAGAGCAGCAAUAUAACAUUGUGCAGUGAAUUAGCCUCAGGAGAAACUUGUUUUCGUAGCGAGUGCCUGGGGAAAUUAGCUGGUUAAUUUGCGCUAGGGAAGGCAGAUGCCUAGACUGGAUAAUCCUGCACUAUCCUCCAUCCCCCUCCCAUUCCUUGCGCUAACCUGCUUGCCUACUGCUCUCUGCCCUGCUCCUGGGAGCCUGCAGCAUUCACGUGGCUUUUCUUUGCAUCUCUAUGAGUUUGCUGAGGUACCACAGUAGUUUGUAUCCGAGAGCUACUGGAUGUCAAGCUUCAAACAUGCCUAUUGUUUAACCUUAUGUUGAGCUC